This is a messenger RNA of Ilex paraguariensis (yerba mate), 933 nucleotides long. Lineage: Eukaryota; Viridiplantae; Streptophyta; Magnoliopsida; Aquifoliales; Aquifoliaceae. The record is from the annotation of a GenBank genome assembly.
AUGGCGAAUCUGCCUGAAUCGUGGUUUGUGGACCCCACCGGAGCAGGACUGAGCUCGAACGCAGGGGAAACGAACCCUAGGCCCAUAGACGUGAACUUGUGCACUCCGGAGCAGUUGGUUGUACUGCUUCGUCUGCCUCAUUACCGAGAGCAGGCUCUAUCAGCUAUCAGGAAGGUGCAGCAAAGAGGAGCAUGUCUAGAAUUGCAUCAAACAUUGUGGAAUUCUUUCGAGACAGUUUAUAUACUCUUACAGGAAGUGACGGCUAUAUACACACUCCUAUCACCCUCAAAGCUCACUAUGAAAGAUUGUGGCAGAGUUUGUAAUGCUAUUGCUCUACUGCAGAGAUCCCAAAUAGGUAUAUUCAAGAAGAUAAAAGGAUCAGACCAUCUCAAAUCCAUCGCCUUGCCAAAUGGUUUCCUCGAGAUCAGGUCUCUGGUAGAGAGUGAUCUGAGGAGAGUGGCAAUGGAGGUGGUGGCGGAGGGGAGUUUUGGCAAGCUAGAGAAACUGAGGCAACAUGGUGGGAUGAGAGAGAUUGGUCUAGAGUGUCUGGCCGCUGAUCCAUAUACAAGGAUGGAACUCAUCAGGGCCAAGAUACCAGUUUAUUUGUAUCCUUUACUCAAUACCACCGAGAAGGGGAAGCCUUUCGAGCAUUUGAGGAUCACCGGCUUGACUGUUCUUAGUGCCCUAGUGAAGGUGGCAACCUAUAUAGUUUCAAGGAUUCUGAUGCAAAAGGAAGGCCUAAAGUACUGCUGUGAUUCUGCGGAUAGGGCCUGUCAUGCACUAAACCGUUGCUUGCCAACCAAGUUAAGAGACCGCUCCUUACUUCAAGUUCUUCAUGGCCACCCAGGAGCCAUGUCAAUGCUGGCAGAGUUAUUUUUCAAAGUACAGAGUGUCAAGUGGAAUAAACCACCGGAGGGGGAUUCAAGCUCAUGA